Molecule: messenger RNA, 1707 nt
Organism: Trypanosoma theileri
Lineage: Eukaryota; Euglenozoa; Kinetoplastea; Trypanosomatida; Trypanosomatidae
Product: putative squalene monooxygenase
Exons: 1
Coding region: 1-1707 (568 amino acids)
Biological process (GO): sterol biosynthetic process
Cellular component (GO): endoplasmic reticulum; membrane
Molecular function (GO): squalene monooxygenase activity; flavin adenine dinucleotide binding
Source: RefSeq, a predicted model, not a curated record
AUGUUUUUUUUUAUUCUUGUUUUAAUUGUCGUUGCUCUGGCAGCUCUGAAUCACGCGGCCUCUCGUAUUCGGUUCAAUCCCGCCCGUGUGAAGUAUGACUAUGACGCCAUUGUUGUGGGCGGAAGUAUCGCCGGGCCGACAAUCGCAAAGGCACUCUCCGAUCAGAACCGCAAGGUCCUCCUGCUGGAGCGCACACUCUUCACAAAACCAGAUCGCAUUGUGGGUGAACUGCUGCAGCCCGGUGGAGUUAACGCGUUGAAACAACUUCAUAUGGAUGAGUGUGCCAGUUCUAUUGGUAUGCCGUGCGAUGGAUAUGUGGUGGUGGAUGAGUUCAAACACGAGGUGGAGCUUCCCUACAGCAAAGGCCUUCAAGGCUAUUCAUUUCACUUUGGAGAUUUUGUACAAAACUUGCGGCAGUACGUCUGGCGCAACUGUGCUGCAAAUGUUACGAUGCUGGAGGCAACCGUGAAUGAAGUGCUGGUGGAGGGAACCGCAUGGCAAGAGAGGGCAUACGGUGUGGAGUAUUCCAUCAAUGCAAAUUACAAACCACCAAGUUCACCCUUCCAUGGCACAUCUUCGCAAACACAAACAACUGAAGAGACCGUACGACGUGUGGCAACAGCACCGCUCAUUAUCAUGUGUGAUGGAGGUGCUUCUAAAUUUAAGGCAAGAUUUCAGCAUUAUAAUCCAGCUCCAAAUUAUCAUUCUAAUUUUGUCGGUCUUGUUGUGCGUAAUGUGAAACUACCUGUGGAAAGACAUGGUACUGUCUUUUUUGGCAAGACAGGUCCCAUUCUCUCGUAUCGCCUUGAUCCAAAUGAAAUUCGUAUGUUAAUUGAUUACAAUCAACCAACUCUUCCAAGUUUAGAAAAACAAAGUGAAUGGCUUAUUGAGGAAGUUUCACAAUACUUACCUGCUGAUAUGCGUAGUGAAUUUAUUAUUGCCUCUAAGGAUCUUAAUGGCAUUAGAUCCAUGCCUGUGGCACGUUACCCUGCAGCCUUUCCUUCUAUUAAGGGUUAUGUGGGUAUUGGUGAUCAUGCAAAUCAACGUCACCCAUUAACUGGAGGAGGAAUGACUUGUGCCUUUAAUGAUGUGCUUCAUUUGUCCAAACAACUUGCUACUCUUCCUAAAUUAAGGAGCGAAGAUGCUACAGAGAUGGCUAAUAUUGAAGAUAAAAUUCAAGAGGCUAUUAUAGAAUAUGCCCGAACACGAUACUUACAUAGCAGUUGCAUCAAUAUCCUUUCUUGGGCUCUUUACGCUGUGUUUAGUAUCCCGGCGCUUCGCAAUGCAUGUUUUGAUUACUUUUUAUGUGGUGGUGAUUGUGUAAGUGGCCCCAUGUCACUGUUGGCAGGUGUGGAUUCUAAUCCUCUUCAUUUAUUGCGUCAUUACUAUCAGGUGAUGUUUCACGGUGUCUUUAAUCUUCUUACGUGCAGCGGAGCCUACAGCUGCCGUGGAGAGGAAAGUUCUGGAUUUGCUACAAAGUGUUUUAACGCCGUGACAUUCUUUGUGAAUCCGUUCCGUCUUGUUAAUGCCUUGUACAUUCUUAUUGUAUCAACAGCUGUUUUUGUACCACUCGCCUUUAUGGAGUUCGUCUCUCUGUGGCGGUUUGUUGAUCCAACGACCUUCAUCUCCACAUUGACACGAAAAGUAAAUGUUGUUCUGUAUCGUGUCUUCUUUAAUGGCAAGAAUCGAAAACCGGUGGGCCUUUAA